Molecule: messenger RNA, 960 nt
Organism: Tripterygium wilfordii
Lineage: Eukaryota; Viridiplantae; Streptophyta; Magnoliopsida; Celastrales; Celastraceae
Exons: 2
Coding region: 94-702 (202 amino acids)
Biological process (GO): negative regulation of DNA recombination; nucleosome assembly; chromosome condensation
Cellular component (GO): nucleosome; nucleolus; nucleus
Molecular function (GO): nucleosomal DNA binding; double-stranded DNA binding
Source: RefSeq, a predicted model, not a curated record
AAGUAGACAACACGAAAAGAAAGAAGAAAAGUGUCCAAAUCCUGAUCUUUCUUAGCCGCAAACACUUCGUUCGUACUCUUGAGGACCCGCAGAAUGGAAGGCAUGGACCAGAGGCGACAGCGCAAGAUGAGCAAUUUUAGAGAGGCCGUGUUGGUGAAUUUCCUCCGCUCAAAGACCCUUUCCGACGAGCUUCGGUCCCGCAUUGACCAACGCCUCCACCAAGAGUUUCCAACUUUCAAAACCCCCGAUCACCCUCCCUACUCCCUGAUGAUACAAACGGCGAUUGCAAAGCUGAGAGAGGAAGGGGGGUCAACAAUAGAGGCAAUAUCUGGGUUUAUAAAGAAAGAGUACGAGGGGUUGCCAUGGGGGCAUGAGAGUUUCUUGAGUCAUCAUUUGAGGAAGCUUUGUGGACAGGGAGAAAUUGUGCUUACAGGUUACGGAAGGUAUAUUCUUCUAGGCAACAAAACUUCAGAUUUUGGUGAUGAGCAUGACAGAGAUCAGAUAGAGGAGCCGUGGAGGAAGAUGCAUGGUGGUAGUUGCAGUUCAGGUGGAGACCAAUACUCAUAUCAGGCAGAGGAGGAAGAGAGUAAAGUGACUGGAGAGGAAAUUCAAUCCUCUGAAAGUGAUUUUCAAGAACAAUUGGGAAAAACUGAAGCAUUAAAACUACGAAUCAAAUUCAAGACAUCGAAAAUGAUUCAAUGAAGGAACAGAACACCAAAUUGAGGUGGUGAAAGGGUAUUGCUGUGGGGGGCUGUAUCUGUAUGUUUUGGUAUAUUUUGUUACCUGUGAGGAAACUUCUAUGCAGGUUUAGGACUCAAGGAAACCACCAUAUGUAAGAAAAUCUGGUUUUCUUUUGUAAUUUGCCAGUCUAGAGUAUGAUUUAUGCAUCAUACAUAGCGAACCCACGUUAGCUCUAGCUUGUUCAGGAUAACAUUAUCAAUGAGAAAAAUGUUAGUCCCA